AUGGCAAAUUUGAACGUUUGCCGGUUAUGCUUAACAGAAACAGAAGACAUUUUGAUAGAGCUAACGAAAGAUGACGCUACAGUUCAAACGAUAUUCACAUUAACAUCAUUGCAGUUACUUCCCCCGGACGCAAUCAAUCCUGUGUUUAUAUGUACUGAUUGCCAAUCUUUGCUGGAGCAGUUUGCGGAGUUUCGCAGCGCUUGUCUGAAAAAUGAUGAAUUAUAUCACAAGCUGGAGGCUGUAAAACUGGAAGUAAUAACUCUAGACGAAGCACAGGCACUAGACCCACUCUAUGAUGAAGAAAUUACAUUAGAAAAUGAAAAAAAUAUUUUGGUCGAAGAAGUUAUUACAGAAGAACAAACGGAGAUUCAAUCGCCUUCGAAGGAUGCACACACUAGAACAUUAAAAAGGAAAAAGUCCAAACCUAUCUCAACGAAAAAAAGAUCCGUAAGCAAAACUGAGAAUACGGCUGUACACAGCUCGGAAAAGCAGCGUUCUACAUCUAGCGGCAAUCGACUUGUACCGUGCGUGCAAUGUGGCAAAAUGAUAGUACGAUCUAACAUGAAAAAGCAUCUGGAUACACACAAUCCAACUCCUCCGAAAAUGUUUUGCUCACAUUGCGGCAAAAGCUUCAAAGAUGUUCAUUUGUUGAAUAUGCAUGUGAAUGGGAAUCACACAUUUGAAAAGAAAUAUGAUUGUAAAGUAUGUGGCAAGGUGUACUUUCGAUCGAAUUCGUUACGAGAGCAUGUACUUGCGAAUCAUUCUACCGAAAAGCGGUAUGAGUGUGGGAUGUGUAGCAUGAAGUUUUCAAACUACGCGAAGAAAAAUUACCACUUCAUUAAGAUGCAUACAGUAGCCAAGCCGUUUAAUUGCCAGUUUUGCGAUAAAGCUUUUAAAAUGAAAAGCGACUUGACUCUUCACACUAGAACGCAUACGGGAGAAAAACCGUUUUCUUGCGAUAUUUGUGGGAAAAGAUUCAACAAAAGCUAUAAUGUCGUUAUUCAUAAAAAAUCUCAUCAAAAUAAUAAGGCAAUCGUGUCCCAAAAGACAACUAAAGCAGAGGUUGGCGAAUAA
Anopheles nili is the source of this 1074-nucleotide messenger RNA. RefSeq names its product zinc finger protein 681-like. NCBI's taxonomy places the organism in Eukaryota, Metazoa, Arthropoda, Insecta, Diptera, Culicidae. Gene Ontology annotation, molecular function: zinc ion binding. The transcript has 3 exons. The record is from RefSeq and is a predicted model, not a curated record. Gene Ontology annotation, cellular component: nucleus. Bases 1 to 1074 code for a protein of 357 amino acids.